Messenger RNA from Pseudocercospora fijiensis CIRAD86, 1530 nucleotides. RefSeq lists its product as uncharacterized. The transcript has 5 exons. Lineage: Eukaryota; Fungi; Ascomycota; Dothideomycetes; Mycosphaerellales; Mycosphaerellaceae. The record is from RefSeq and is a predicted model, not a curated record. Bases 1 to 1530 code for a protein of 509 amino acids. Gene Ontology annotation, molecular function: monooxygenase activity; heme binding; oxidoreductase activity, acting on paired donors, with incorporation or reduction of molecular oxygen.
AUGGGGUAUUUGAUCUCCAACUUCAUAGAUGGUACUUAUUGGAUCUCGUCUACCAGUGUCCUGGUGGCCUGUCUCUCUCUAGCCGGGGCAUGGACUGCAGCACGACAUUGGACGAGCCCGUGGAAGAAGCCUCGAUAUCCGACUAUCAACCGGGAAGAAUGGGAUUUGUUCCGCCAUCGAGCUACGCAACAGUACAUCACAGAAGCAAGAACCCUCAUAAAGAGAGGCUUACAUAAGUAUCGAGGACCUUUCACCAUUAUUACAACCGGCGAACCAGUCCUCGUUCUGCCGCCACAAUACACAAAGGCCGUCAGCGAGCAUCCUGCACUUAGCUUUGGCGACUAUGCGCAGAAUGACAACCUGGCCUUUCGAACGUGGACGUUCAGUGCCGCGAAAUCGAUCAGUGUCCUGCCUGAGCCGGUGUUGAAGGGCUUGUCACGGAAAAUACCUACAUUGAUCAACACAAUAUCCUCCGAAGUCUCCGACUGCUUAGAUGAAAUGUGGGAGACAACACCAGACUGGCACGAAAUCCCAAUCAAACAAAACAUCAUCCCCUGCAUCGCCCGUCUAACAUCCCGAAUCUUCCUCGGACCAACAAUCUCUUCCAACCCAGAAUGGAUCCAAACCGCAAGCGACUACACCGUCGACAUCUUCCUCGCCUUGGAACGCGUAAAACGCUGGCCUCGCCCCCUAUAUUUCCUCGCAGAAAUCCUCGAACCGGCGUGCUGGAAAGCUCGAGCCCAAUACGCCACGGCGGCAAGAAUUUUGCAACCCUUUCUUCAAAACCGAGAAGAAAGUUUGGCACAAGACCAAGCCGUGCCCGAAGAUUCCAUCGAAUGGAUCCGAAACUUCGCCACUCGAAAACUUUGCAGCGAUGUGGAUAACCAGCUGGGACUGACGAUUACGUCGGUGCACACCAUGGCCGAUCUCUUGACUCAAGCCAUCAUCAACCUCUGUGUGUAUCCGGACAUCGUACCAGCUCUCCGGGCCGAAACCGUACGGCUGGUGCAGAAGAACGCCGAUGGGAUGAUUGACAAGUCUGCGCUCAACGAUGCGGAUCUCCUCGACAGUUUCUUGAAAGAGACGCAACGACUGAAACCGUUUGCUUCGGCGGCUCUGUUCCGUCGAGCGAGUUGCGAUGUUCGGCUGGAUGAUGAGGUGUUUCUCCACAAAGGGCAGAAUGUCUGUGUCGCGCAUCGGAUGUGGGAUGAGGAGCGGUAUGAGGGGGCGGAGACAUUCAAAUAUGAUCGAUGGGUUAGGUGUGGAGGGGAGGCAGGGGAGGGACUUCAUAAGCGGCUUGUGGCGACGAGUGAAGACUUUACGGCGUUUGGGCAUGGGAGACAUGCUUGUCCGGGGAGAUUCUUUGCUGCGGCUGGGAUCAAGAUUGCGCUGAUGCAGAUUUUGUUGAGGUAUGAUUUGAAGCCGUUGGAGUGGGAGGAGGGGGAUUUGGUGGAGCAUGGGUUUUCGAUGACGACGAAUCCCGCGAAGAAGAUAUUUGUGAGGAGGAGGGGUGGGGUUGGAGAUGUAUGA